AUGGGAAAUAUCGGGGCGCGACAUUCCGGUGUGUCUGUGUUCGGAGCAUUCCUUCGCUCAGAGUUUAGUGAGGAGAAUCUACAGUUCUAUCUGGCCUGUGAGCAGUACAGAAACUCCUCCAACAACUUCAGCCUGCACAGACGGGCCAAGGAGAUCACGGUCACCUAUAUCGAGGCGGGGGCACCGCGAGAGGUGAACUUGGACAGUAAGACCAGAGAUCUAACCACACAGCUCCUACAGGCCCCAUCACACACCUCCCUGUCCCACGCCCAGAAACGCAUCUACUCCCUCCUGGAUACAGACUGCUACCCUCGCUUCCUCCAGUCCACCAUCUACCUCACCUUGCUGGGCCAGGCUGACUAGAGACUAAGGGCUCCAGUCAAUCCAUAUCGCCGAAGUUCAGCACUAUAAUUUGACAUUUUUAAUGGCAAUGUUCCCUCGUUCGCUGAGACUGCAUUUCACGUUAAACGCUAUUUUGUCUCAAUCUCUGAACUUCCACAAUACAAAAUGAAUGGAGACCUAA
Molecule: messenger RNA, 523 nt
Organism: Oncorhynchus nerka (sockeye salmon)
Lineage: Eukaryota; Metazoa; Chordata; Actinopteri; Salmoniformes; Salmonidae
Product: regulator of G-protein signaling 8-like
Exons: 3
Coding region: 1-363 (120 amino acids)
Source: RefSeq, a predicted model, not a curated record